AUGGAGUCAGGUAGAUACCUCGCUCUCCUCGACUUCAUCAAGCAGGUAUCCCUGCUGUCCUUGUUCUUCCUCGUCUCCCAAGCCGGCUUCGUCAGCGGGGUGAUGGCAAGCAAGUUCUUCCUCGGCAUCCUGCAGACCGUCGCCCCGGAUUUCCAUUUCAAGCACCGCCCCGCCAUCUACGCGCUCGAGCUGAUCGCCGUCUGGUGGUGCUGGGUUCUCGUGCGCUACGUCAGCCUGGCCCUGUUCGUCAACGUGGCCGUGCUGCUGGCCAUUGACGACGGCCUCGUCUACGAGUCCCUCGAGGUCUGCAUCUUCGUCGUGCUGAUGGCCGCCGUCGGCUACUUCCUCUCCUGGAUCAUGAAGGCCGCGGGUAUCGAGGCCAUGCUGCUUUCUCAAUGCAACGACGUCGCGCACCGAUACAGAUGGGACCGAGCCCGUCUCCGCUACGCCGGUCGCAACUGGCCGCAGAACCCCCUGUUGAAGCAGAUCCUCUCCGUCGCCGACUGGGUCCACCAGUGGAACAACGGAGUGGUCGACCGCGUGAUGGCCCACGAGCUCCAGUACCCUCGCCGCUACAACCCGGACCCGGAGUCGUGGCCUCAGCAGGAUCUCGCGUUCCUCGACGACUCCGCCAACCGCGGCCGAGAGAUGUACAUUUAGC
Molecule: messenger RNA, 661 nt
Organism: Daldinia caldariorum
Lineage: Eukaryota; Fungi; Ascomycota; Sordariomycetes; Xylariales; Hypoxylaceae
Exons: 2
Coding region: 1-660 (219 amino acids)
Source: RefSeq, a predicted model, not a curated record